Molecule: messenger RNA, 1629 nt
Organism: Humulus lupulus (European hop)
Lineage: Eukaryota; Viridiplantae; Streptophyta; Magnoliopsida; Rosales; Cannabaceae
Exons: 4
Coding region: 1-1629 (542 amino acids)
Source: RefSeq, a predicted model, not a curated record
AUGGAUAUGUUUAGAGAAGGUGGAUCUACCACCAGACCUCCCAUGCUUGAGGGGGCUAACUAUCCUUAUUGGAAAACAAAGAUGAAAGCAUAUCUUAAAUCUGUAGACGAACGGGUUUGGAUGGCUGUUUCUGAGGGUUGGACACCCCCAACGGAGAUUGUUGGAAAUGUUGAUAUUACUAAGGCUGCGAGCAAGUGGACGACUGAUGAAAUUGAAAAGGCAAACUUUAAUUCUAAAGCUCUCAAUGCCAUUUUCAAUGUUGUUUCCACUAAUCAUAUGAAAGUGGUUGCUAAUUGUGAGAUUGCUAAGGAAGCAUGGGAUAAGUUGAAGACAAAGAAUGAGGGUACUUCGGCUGUCAAGAAGUCAAGACUGAGAUCGUUGGCUAGAGAAUUCAAAAAUCUAACCAUGGAUGAAGAAGAUUUUAUUGCUGAUUUUCAUGCAAAGUUGUGUGAUAUUUCUAAUGAGUCUUAUGCUCUAGGAGAGACUUACUCAAACGAAAAGCUUGUAAGGAAGGUUCUUGGGUCUCUUCCGAGGAGAUUCAAAGCCAAACUCACAUCUAUUGAGGAAGUGCAUGGUGUUGAAGAUAUGGACCUGGAUGAACUGAUUGGUUCUCUACAGAAUUAUGAAUUAACCCUCAAAAGAUGGAAUAAGGGAAAGAAAGUGAAAGACAAGGAAACUGAGAAGAAUGGAGGUAGCUUGGCUUUUGUUUUAAAAGAAACUCGUGACCAAGAAGGAGAAAUGUUUGAUACUUUAAUAGAAGAGAAAGUUGCUCUCCUAACUAGGAAUUAUGCAAAGUUCUUAAGAAAGAAUAUGAGGAAGAAUACAUUUAACAAAAAAGAAAAUAUCUUCAAGAAGAACUUUCCUACUAAUAAGAAAACAAGUGAGAUUCAAGACAAAAAUAAUAGGGGGAUUCAGUGUAGAGAAUGUGAUGGGUUUGGACACAUUCAGGCUGAAUGUGCUAACACUCAGAAAAAGAAGAAGGCCCUUGUUACAACCUGUAGUGACAGUGAAGAAGAUAAAGAUGGGAGUUGCAGUGAGAUUUCUGAUCAUGAGAAAAAUGUUAUUGCUUUUGUGGCCAAAGAAGAGGCAGUUGAAAAUGAAGCUAGGGAUAAUGAGAGCAGUUGCUCUGAAUCUGACAGUCUUGAUCAGCAAAUUGCUUAUGAGCAAAUGUAUCCUCUUUUGAAGGGUUUAGCUCCUGCCUCAUGGAAGUACAAGUUGGUUUUGUCUCAGUUGGCUGGUUUUCGACAGAUUCUUCAGUCUCAAUCUCCGUCUGCUGUUCAGGGGGAUGGUUCAUUGCCUCAGUCUGAUCACUCUCCCUCACCAUCCCAGGGGGAGUUGUCUCCUCAUGUUUCUGAUAAGGUUCCAGAUACUGUCCAGGGGGAGUUUUGUACUGCUAAUGAUGGAUCCCUUGUCUUAGCUUCUGCUCCUUCAUCUUCUCCUCCGCAAAAGCUCAUGCGUGGCAGACUUCAUCGUUUGACUCAGGUGUCUGGGUAUUUUGAGUUGGUUGAAGAACUUCAUUCUUGGAAGGAUGUUCAUCCAUGGCUGGUAGUGAUGUUCUUCAGGCGAAGUAUUGGAAGAAAGUUAGAUCUGCAAAAGUUCAAGUGUAAAGAUUCAAAUAGAUCAAGCUAA